GUGUAUGUGUGUGUCUUCUCAGUGCGUACGUGAGUGCCUGUAGCUGCGAGUGGGGCUCCACUUGUAGAUGUGCUCCCUCUGAGAGCGGCCGGCGUGGGAGGAAAAGGAUUACAAGGCGGAUAAAGAAGGUCUUACAACCUCAGGGGAAUUCCUAGUGCAGCAUAUUAGGAUUUUCCAGACUCAGCUAUGGCUGAACGUCCGGGUGAAGACAUUUCACUCGAGACACGGGGCGAGAUAGGUUGUGUUUGUGUAGACUGUCUCUCCACAUCUUCCGGGCACCGUCUCACUGCUCGUGCGAGACUACCCAGGAGUCGACCAACUUCGACAGAGAGAAACCAAAGACCUUCAAAGGAAACCCGAGAGUCUUCUUCAGCUAGCAGUGCUGAAUUUGCCUUCUUUCACUCAGCAACGAAAAAUAUAGAGGAAACACCAGGCCUGGGGGGUGCUGUUGAAUCUGCAUAUGAGGACGCGAUGAGUCUUCCAGGAUCGCGAGACGUCUCAGGUGGUUCGCGCAACUGGAAGACUUCCUGGUGCCAGCAUCAUGCCUACCUGGUGCUUUUCGUGGUCGUUCUCCUGUCUCUGCCCUCGAGCUUUGCCUUCAACGUCGACCUUGACACGGCCGUGGUGCAUGAGGGUCAAGAAGACAGCAUGUUUGGCUAUGCCGUGGCGCAGCACAUAGACCAGUCGACAAACUGGUUGUUGAUAGGAGCACCAAGAGCACAGACGUCCCAGCCUGGAGUAACGAGAGGUGGCGCUGUGUUCAGGUGUAAAACUGACCGUAAAAACUCCUGUCAGGAGAUUCCGUUUGAUUCAGAAGGGAACAACAUCAAGUUCGUCCAAAGUUCGAAUUCUUAUAUGCCCAUAGAAGACAAGUCCAACCAGUGGUUUGGAUCAACAAUCGAGAGUUCUGGAGAAAACGGAGUUAUUGUGGCUUGUGCUCCCCGGUACGUGUAUUUCUCACAGUCCUUGGAUAAGAGAGAGCCUGUGGGCAUAUGCUAUGUGGCCAAAACCUCCACCACAAAGUAUGAAAAGUAUGCACCGUGCAUGACAGCUGUCGACCGCGUCAGCCAUAGCGACCAAUACCAUCGACAAGGUUACUGCCAGGCUGGCUUUUCUGCUGUGUUUUCCAGUGACGGACGGCGUCUUCUGAUUGGUGCUCCUGGCAGCUGGUACUGGCAAGGACAACUUUACAAUUACAAGACAGAAGACGGCGGAAAAGUUUUUGCCUCCACCCCAGAGGGCGAGCCUAAAGAUGACAACACUUACCUGGAGAAACUUCAGAAACCAGAAGAGAGACAUACUGGACGGUUCAUUCAGUGGAUCACGUUUUGGAAUUGCACUUAGUGGUUUGGGCGACAUCAAUUAUGAUGGAUAUGAUGAUCUGUGUGUUGGGUCACCCUAUGCUGGAAAAGACAAAAGGGGAGCUAUCUACAUCUAUCACGGCUCAAAGAAGGGCAUCAUUACCGAAGCUUCUCAGAUCAUUUAUGCCAAAGAUGUGGAGCCGUCUCUGCGAACUUUUGGAAUUUCAAUAUCUGGGGGUUGGGACCAGGAUGGCAACUCUUACCCUGACAUGUUGGUAGGAGCCUAUGAAUCGGACAAAGCAGUUUUUUUGAGGACCAGACCAGUGGUUCGGGUUUAUGCAAGUCUGAAGCUUCAGCCGGAAAAUAUUAAUUUGGACUCAAAAUCAUGCUCUUUGGCGGACAACACAAGAGUACCUUGCCUGACUGUGUACACCUGUAUUGAAUAUAAUGGAGUGGGAGUGCCAGAUGAGUUGUAUUUUGACAUUUCAUGGGUAUUGGAUGCAAGAGAGAACAACAGCUCUGCUCAGGAGCAGCGAGCCUUCUACACCAAUAGCAUCAACAAGUUCACAGAGACGAAGACGCACAAACUGCAGAAGAAAAACACAUUCUGCACAAGUUCCUAUGCGUAUGUCACGAGUGAUCCUGCUGACAAACUGAGUCCUAUCAAGGCCACUCUGGACUUUAAGCUCAACGAAGACGGGCUCUUGUCCAGGAGAAGACGUGAACUGCCACCUAUCCUUGAUGCAUACAUUCCGACUACUACAUCAUUUACAGCUCAGAUUUUGAAAGACUGUGGCCCAGACAACAUUUGCAUUCCAGAUCUCCAAGUUAGGUCUAUUAGAGUUUCAUCUGCUCAUGUCAUUGGAAGCACUGGAACUUUGGAAGUUUUGAUUAUUGUUGAUAACAACGGUGAAGAUUCCUUCAAUACUAAGCUUUGGAUCAACCUCCCCCCUGGUGUGACUUAUGACACCAUCUCGAACCAGAGGUCUCCAGUGCCUAUCAGCUGUGGACCUCUUGAAUCAGACAAGAAGAUUGUUGUCUGUGAUCUGGGUAACCCAAUGAAGAAAAAUACUGGGGCUGAGUUUACACUCAACCUGAUACCUACAAACACAAAUGAUACGAAAGACAGAUUUGUGUUCACCUUGUAUGCCAAUAGUUCAAACCCAGAGAAAGGAUCCAGCUAUGAGAACAACUAUGACAGUGUAGAAAUCCCUGUGACUGCCACUGCAGAAAUUGCUCUUUUUGGCAAAGCAAGUCCUGAGCUAAUUGUCCUGAAUACAACUGAUCCUAAAACAGAAGAUGAAGGUCGUUCUGUAAAGCAUGUUUUUCAGCUGCUUAAUCAAGGACAGAGUGCUAUCAAUGUGACGGAGCUGCAGAUCAGAUGGCCUAGUUAUGAUUUCCAAGGGAAUCCCGUUCUCGUUAUUGAUGGAAUCCUUUCCACAGAGGGCAAUGGAAAAUGUGAAAUCAUUAUCAUUACCCCAAGCAAUGCUACAAACUAUCAAGGCUGGGCUGGCAGCAGUACAAAUGUCGUUCUCAGUAAUGACAGAGACUCUCGGAAAUACAAACGGAAUGCUGACUCUCAGAAAAUUGCGUGCUCUGAGAGAUAUUGCACAAUUAUCCAGUGCCUUGUUGGAUACAUGGAUCCUUACCAAAGCUUUGUAAUAACAGUCAGUUCCAAACUGAGGGCAAGAAGCUUCAUAAAGAGGAGGCAAGAGACCCAGAUGUAUCACAUUACAUCAAUAGCACAUGCCAGAGUGAGAUCAGUGCCUUAUGAUUUUGAAACUGUUGACGUUUCCAAAUUUGAAACGAAGAGAUUGGAGCUUGUUACGAAAGUGAAUACAGACAGGCUGCGCCCAGCAAGCAAAGGAGUUGAGUUGUGGGUUAUAGUUGUAGCUGUUAUUGCUGGACUCCUGUUCCUGUUGUUACUUAUAUUGCUGCUGUGGUGGUGUGGAUUUUUCAAGAGGAAGAAGCCUGAGGAGGAAGGAUACUUUGUCGUCAACGGCAAAUCUGAUAUUGAUAAUAAAAUAUUUGAAUAAUUUUAUGAUGUGUCCAAAUUGCCUUGUUUCAGAACAACUGCCUUCUUUAGGCAAAUUGGGACAUUAUCUAAGUCCUUUAAGAGUUGACUGCAUUAUCAUACUGGUUUAGAUACGAUCUUUCACAAGCAAUGAUUGUAAAACAGUUGCGCCUAAUGUGUUUUGCUACAGAGAGAAAAAUCUUGGAAAACCAUCAAUCAGUUAUCUGAUGACAGUUAACAUAAUAAUCGUUCUGUAGUUUUUGCAGCCUGUCAAGUUUAGUUAUACCAGUAUUUUGAAACUAAUGUUACCUACAUACCCCUGCCUUCGUUUAUUGGACACUGAGCGCUUAAAUUGCAGUUCUGCAGAGCCUUUCUACCCAUCAGAGGGUUAAGAAAUUCUUUUGUACUUUAAACCUUCAAGACAUGUUUGAACCUACUUUUAGAAGGAAAAGUGUUAAAAAGAGUUUUUUUGCUAACGCUUUUGUCUUUAUGGGACAUCAUGACAUUGGUUUUUACAGCGGGGAACAUAAGCCACAAAUGUGAUGGGUUGAUGUGUUAUCAAAGGCGCCAUAGUGGACUUAAACCCUUGAGAUAUCUAGAAUGUGGCAAAUAUAGUAGUCUGGUGUACCCAUAAGUAAUUCUCUGUAAUCCUAGAAAACGGAAGAAAUAACAAUAGUGUUCGCGGCUGUAUGUGAAAAAGGCAUUACUUUUUUUUAGGACUUACGGAAAAAGCCAAAUGAUUUCUAUAUACUUUAAUUUUUUAACAUACACCACUCCAACACUGAUGGCAGGUAAAAAUAUAAGUGACCAAGACUUGGACAUAUCAGCAUUAUACAAGUAUACUUCCAUUGAGCCUUGUGUUAGGCUAAACUUUAUGUUGAAGCAUAUUGCAAAAAAUUGUAAGUAUAUUGCUAAAAGAGUGUUCAAAUACAAAUUAUAUUAAACAGCCAAAAAUUUGUGCCACAACUGAUAAGAGUACACUGUGACUAUAGUAUAAGGUGCAAUGUGAAAAUGUCAGGUCUUCUUGCCAUCUGAUGGUGUUUAUAUUUCUCAUAUAUUACGUAAAUCCAUGACUCAAAGAAACAGGUUUUCUUUCUUUCUGAUUCAAUUUUACACAAGUAACUUUUGCUGUUUUUCAUUCACAGUGAAUUUGACUGCUGUAUACUUAUGUUCAGUAAUAUGCAAUAAUAUUUUGUACUACCAAAAGUGACUUCUGUGCAUUUUAUUUAUAUUGUUGGUUUAUUUGAUCAGAGUCUGUUUUAUAGUUUUCUUUUUGCAAAAAGGGAAUUACUAGGAAAACAUGUGUUUGUGUGUUGCAUGCACACUUUGUGUAGAGUGAUUGACUGACAAAUGAGAAUCACAAUGAGUUUAUAGAGGUUUUCUAUUUGAAUUUCAUCAAUAUAAGUGGAUGUUGCUGUUUGAGAUAUUUGAUAUGUGCAACUUUGCAAUAAUUAAAAUUGUAAUAUCAGGAAAAUUUGUCAGCAUUAUAUCAAAAGUAUUUUUUUGGUUGAAAGAAAAAGCUAACUUGCAAAGAAAUCCGUUAAUUAGAUACUUUUGCUGUUUUGCGUGUUAUUGAUGCUUUCUCUUGUUAGUGUUGUGUUCUCUGUUAAACUGUCUCUUUGUAUUUGAUAUAUGAUAUUUAAACUGGUGUGUAUAUAUUCAAAUGCCACAUUAAUCAAAGGUCUGUUAUAAAGUGCUGAUUAGUCAUUUUAGCUUGAAAGGUUAUGAUGUGGAGUGAGGUGAAGAAUGGUCGUGUUUAUUUAUAUACAACUGAAGAAACAGAACAGUAUGUACUGUGUGGUUGCAUAUCCAGGAUGCUGUGGAGAUGAGCAUUGUGGAUGAUGGUUGCAAUAAUAGCAAAGCCAUACCCUGUCAGUGUAUUGAGUGUGCUGUGAGAGUUUUCAUCUGUUUACUGUAGAGGAAACAGGACAUUACCACUUCUUCUUUCUUCCUGCUGUGUUAGAAAUGAUUGGAUGUGAAAGUCAUUGUUUUGUCACAACUGCAGAAGCUUCAUUAGAAAAGUAAAUCAUUUUAUGAAUCGUGGCUGAAAGCAGAGGAAGAGACCGAAACCCUAUGUUGAGGGCAUGAAUGAAUGAGCCAUUUGAUGCCUGUCUGUGUGUAUAUUGUAGCCCUCAUUCAACAGUGUAGUAGGUCAAAAUUUUGAAAAAAUAUGGAAAUAAAGUAGACCUUUGCUGUCUAGUUCGAUAAGGCAUAUAGAUUGGUCCUUGUCUCAUUCUUCUUCUCCUGAAAACCUCGUAUUUUGAAUACGACAAUGAUGAAUGGUGGCGACGAUAUGGGUAUGUUGUUGUGAAUUUAACAUUUAAGUUUGUUGAUUGAUUUGUUGGGUGUUUACUUGAAUGUGAAAAUGGAGACAGUUCAUUCUAUAAUCUGAUAAAUGCACAGCAUCUAGUACUAGAUCUGAUCAAUAGUUUGAGUGAAUAACUCUGAAGAGAAAGUCAGAAAGUAGAUUGAUUGAUGUCUGUUGAUGCUGCUUUUCUCAUGGAAUGAAGUGCAUGUUGAAAUAUCUUGUGAAACUGACUCUGAGGCCCUUUUAUAGCCUCUAACACAAAAAAAUAUACAUUUCUCCUUUCCAUUUAAAAUGGAUUCUUUCAGUAUUUUUUUUAAGAUACCGAAUCAUACUGAUUAACUACACUAAAACAUUAUAAUGCAAAGUAAUUUUGAUUAAAAUUUAAUAUUUUUUUAAUGACUAAUAUACAUUUUUACCAGGUCUGAGUGAUGAACUUGGAUGAAUAGCAAUUUUAAGGAUAAAAAUAUUUUCGGACUCAAGUCUUUAUAUAAAGACUUCGUUAAAAUUUUUAUGAUAAGGCUAGUGACAAACAUCUAUUUUAAAAACAAAACUUUGAAGGAUUAUCAUUUUUUUAAAAGAACAAUUUUGGUGAUGGUGAGGAGGAUUGUCUUCACUAAAAUUCAAAUUCUUUCUUGUGUAUGUCAUGUAUAUUCCAACAAUCUGAUUCAAUUUAUGGUGCUACAUGUAUAUUCUAUUUCCGUUGACUUUGUAUUGGUGUAUGUGUAAGUUUGUCUAUGUGAGAGUGCAAGAACGGUACCAUGUUUAGUGCAUGUUGCAAAAUUUUCAAAUUUAUUGUGUAAAUCUUGAAAUAUAAAGAUAACCUUUUUGAUAGCUGAAAUACAGUUGUAUACCUUUGAACCCAGAUAUUCAUUAUUAUGUUUGUUUUUGUCAAUCUGGAAAGUGAUCUGAGGUAAUAAAUAUUAAUGCUGUGAUGGCUGUAGAAGCUAGUCGGUAACAGAAUUUUGGUAUUGAAUUUGACCAAGAGUAAAGGAUUGCUGAGUAAAGGACCAUUUCAGAACACAAACUCUGAAAUUUUUGUAAUGCUUGGAUCAAAUUUCCAUUCCCAUUUUGUGUGCAUUUUGGGAACAAAGGACAGCCUAGUCUUAAAUUAUUGCUCGCACAUUCAUAAAGACUGAAAAACCCCCAGAAGUUCUAAAAAAUUGAUAUUCUCUAAAAUAAUGUUUGCAUUUGAAAUUGUAUUAUCUAAUCUAACAUAGAUAAAAAUAUCAUUCAAAAUAUAUGGCUACGUCCACAAUCAAUGCACUAUACUGAAAAGUUUAGUCGGCCAAAAAGUAAUAUUUUCCUCAAAACUGGAUUUUUGCUUCAUACUCAUACCAAUGAUUGUUGGGAAUUGAAGAUUAACAUCACACUGCUACGACAAACUCUCUUGUAGUCCUGCCUGGAUGAUGAUGUAUGGAAGGGUUGGUGUGAUGUGUUGCUUCUUGUGUGAAUGUUGAGUUUGUACUUGGUACAUAGUUAGAGACUUUCAUGCAAAUAAAUCUGAAUAAAGUUUCAUUUUGUAUC
Messenger RNA from Aplysia californica (California sea hare), 7147 nucleotides. Its product is annotated as integrin alpha-8. Gene Ontology annotation, cellular component: external side of plasma membrane; integrin complex. Gene Ontology annotation, molecular function: integrin binding. The record is from RefSeq and is a predicted model, not a curated record. Gene Ontology annotation, biological process: cell adhesion mediated by integrin; integrin-mediated signaling pathway; cell-cell adhesion. NCBI's taxonomy places the organism in Eukaryota, Metazoa, Mollusca, Gastropoda, Aplysiida, Aplysiidae.